Molecule: messenger RNA, 1505 nt
Organism: Malus domestica (apple)
Lineage: Eukaryota; Viridiplantae; Streptophyta; Magnoliopsida; Rosales; Rosaceae
Product: probable protein arginine N-methyltransferase 1
Biological process (GO): peptidyl-arginine methylation
Cellular component (GO): nucleus
Molecular function (GO): protein-arginine N-methyltransferase activity
Source: RefSeq, a predicted model, not a curated record
CUCCGGCCACUUGAAGAGGAAAAGGACCUCUUCCGCUAAUUUUGGAAACAAAAAAUAAAAGCUCAAAUCUGCGAGCCCAUUAAGUACCCAAAAACCCCUCGCAAAACCCUAAAUCCGCCUGUCAAUGGGUCGCCGAAAGAACACCAACAGCAGCAGCAGCAGCAACCAGGGCUCGGGGGCGGGCUUCGGCCACCCCGGCGAAGCCGUAAAAGACGUCCCCGAGAGCUCCAACCCCGACGAGUCCAUGUGCGACCCCGAGCUCGACAAGGCCGUCGAUGACUCCAUGGGCGAGCCGGAGGUCUCCUUCGUCGAAGCCGAUGGCAAGACCAGCGCUGACUAUUACUUCGACUCCUACUCUCACUUCGGUAUUCAUGAAGAAAUGUUGAAAGAUUUAGUGAGGACUAAGACAUAUCAGAAUGUUAUCUAUCAGAAUAAGUUUCUAAUAAGGGACAAGAUUGUUCUUGACGUGGGAGCUGGGACUGGAAUUUUGUCCCUAUUUUGUGCAAAAGCGGGCGCAAAGCAUGUUUAUGCGGUUGAGUGCUCCGACAUGGCUGACAUGGCAAAAGAGAUUGUUGAAACAAACGGAUAUUCUAAUCUAAUAACCGUUCUGAAGGGGAAGAUUGAAGAAAUUGAGCUUCCAGUCCCUAAAGUGGAUAUUAUUAUCUCAGAAUGGAUGGGAUAUUUUUUGUUGUUUGAGAAUAUGUUAAAUACAGUCCUCUAUGCUCGUGAUAAAUGGCUUGUAGAUGAUGGAAUUCUACUACCAGACAAAGCGUCUCUCUUUUUGACAGCUAUUGAGGAUGCAGAGUACAAAGAGGACAAGAUAGAAUUUUGGAACAAUGUUUAUGGCUUUGACAUGAGUUGCAUCAAGAAGCAAGCCAUGAUGGAGCCCCUUGUGGACACCGUUGACCAAAACCAAAUUGUUACAAACAGUCAGCUACUCAAGACAAUGGAUAUAUCUAAGAUGACUCCAGGAGAUGCUUCCUUCACGGCCCCUUUCAAGCUUGUCGCUGAGCGUGAUGAUUUCAUUCAUGCUCUUGUAGCCUACUUUGAUGUGUCAUUUACGAAGUGUCAUAAAUUGAUGGGCUUCUCCACAGGGCCAAGAUCACGGUCUACUCACUGGAAGCAAACAGUCCUGUACCUGGAAGAUGUGCUAACAGUAUGUCAAGGAGAGUCAAUUGUCGGAAGCAUGACUGUGGCGCAAAACAAAAAGAAUCCCCGUGAUAUUGACAUAAUGCUCAAGUAUUCGUUAAAUGGCCGACGAUGCACAGUCUCGAGGGUUCAAUGCUACAAAAUGCGCUAAGUUGCGUUUUGGUAUUGCUCCAUCAAGAAAGCAAUCCAUAAUUGCAACAAACUCAGUGUUGUGGAUUGUUGCCUCUCAGUAGACGUGUGCUAGGAGGCAGCAUUGUAGCCUAUGUACUUCGAAUUAUUCAUUUCUUAACAUUGUAAUGUCAAAAUUUUGAUGCUAAAAGGUUUUGAAUUGAUCUAUUUUACUUGAUGUCUUGCAA